UGAGUUCGGGAGCAGAUGCUGCAGGAGGAGGAGACUCGAACCCCGACCCGAACCUGAGACUGAAGACCCGGACCCGGUUCUUCCUGCUGGUUCUGGUUCUGGCCCGUCUGGACCCGGACUGUGCUGGUCCUGGUCCUGGUUCUGGUUCUGGUCCCGGUCCUGGUCCCGGUUCAUGUCCCGGUCUCUCGGAACCAGCUCCAGGUUCGGGCUGUAACGGACCGAGCCCAGGCUGCGCGCGCAGCAGGACUAGCAUAGCGGCUACGCUGCAGACAUGAACGUCUCUACUCAGCUGGGACUGUUGCUGUGGAAGAACCUGACGUACCGGCGCCGCCAACGGCUGCAGCUACUGGUGGAGAUCGUCUGGCCGCUCUUCAUCUUCUUCAUCCUCAUCGCCGUGCGUUUGCACUACCCGCCCUACGAGCAGCAUGAGUGCCACUUCCCCAACAAGGCCCUGCCGUCGGCCGGGACGCUGCCGUGGAUCCAGGGCAUCCUGUGCAACGCCAACAACCCGUGCUUCCGGAACCCGACGCCGGGGGAGUCUCCGGGCGUGGUGGGAAACUUCAACCACUCCAUAAUCUCCCGUCUGUUCUCGGACGCCAAGCGGAUCCUGCUGUACUCCCAGAACGACCAGAACCUGCAGGGCUUCAAGGACCUGAUCCAGGCCCUGAAGGUCCUGGAAGAGAGCCGCUCAGGGUUCAAGCUGAAGCACUUCCUGCGAGACAACGAGACUCUGUCGGAGUUCCUGACCCGGAACGUUUCCUUCUCCGAACCCUCGGCCCGGCAGAUCAGGGAGGCCGACAUCGACCUGGAGAAGGUUCUCCUCAGGGGGCUGGGGGUCCACCUGAGGGACAUGUGUCCCCGGAAGGGGGGCCGGCAGAACCUGACGGACUUCGUGAGGAUCCGGGACCAGCAGGUGUCGGCCCGGGUGCAGGAGGUUCUGUGUCAGGCCCCGGUGCUGUGGCUGGACCGGGCCGAGGAGCAUUUCAGGGACAACCUGGACUUCUUCAAGCCGGUCCGGAGGGACGUCCGCUCCGACCCCGAGGCCGUCAGACAGGUCGCCACGGCAACCAACAACCUGCUGGACAGUCUGGGCUCACUGGCUGUGGAGCUGGCCUCCAUGAAGAGCUGGGUGGACCUGCGGAGGGAGAUCCGGUUCCUGACCCGGGACGCCGCCUCGUCCCCGGCCUCCAUGUACCAGGCCGUGUCCCGGAUCGCCUGUGGACACCCGGAGGGCGGCGGGCUGAAGAUCAAGUCCCUCAACUGGUACGAGGACUCCAACUACAAGGCCCUGUUCGGGGGGAGCGGCAACGCUAGCGAGGACGCUAGCUACGACAACUCCUCCACCCCGUACUGCAACAGCCUGGUGAAGAAGCUGGACUCCAACCCGACGUCCCGGAUGAUCUGGACGGCGCUGAAGCCGCUGCUGCUGGGCCAGAUCCUGUACACGCCCCACACUCCGGCCACGGCCCGGGUCGUCCACGAGGUGAACCGGACCUUCCAGGAACUGGCCGUGUUCCGGGAUCUUGGCGGGAUGUGGGAGGAAGUUCGUCCCCGAGUCUGGGACUUCCUGGAGAGCAGCCCGGAGAUGGACCUGGUCCGGAGCCUGCUGAGGAACAACGCCACGGCCGCUUUCUUCCGGGGCCGGCUUGCCGGCACCGACUGGACCGUCCCGGACCUGGAGCACUUCCUGUCCAAGAACCGGAGGGACCAGAACCCGGACAGGGGUCCCCGGGACCAGAGGGGGAACCGGCGCGUCACCUGGAGGGAAGUUUUCAACGAGACGGACCAGGCCAUCAUGAGCAUCUCCCGCUUCAUGGAGUGCGUGAACUUGGACAAGCUCCAACCCGUGUCCAGCGAGGAGCAGCUGGUGAACCGGUCCCUGGUCCUGCUGGAGGACCGGCGGUUCUGGGCCGGGAUCGUGUUCCCGGACCUGGACCCGAACCGGAACCCGGACCUGGACCCCAACGCUACCGAGCUGCCGCCGCGGCUACGCUACAAGAUCCGAAUGGACAUCGACAACGUGGAGCGGACCAACAAGAUCCAGGACGCGUACUGGGACCCGGGUCCGCGGGCCGACCCGUUCGAGGACAUGCGCUACAUCUGGGGCGGGUUCUCGUACCUGCAGGACGCCGUGGAGCAAGGAAUCAUCCGGGCCGUUACCGGCACCCGGGAGAGGACCGGAGUCUACCUGCAGCAGAUGCCGUACCCCUGCUACGUAGACGACAUCUUCCUGCGGGUGAUGAGCCGCUCCAUGCCGCUCUUCAUGACGCUAGCGUGGAUGUACUCGGUGUCUCUGAUCCUGAAGGGCGUGGUCUACGAGAAGGAGGCGCGGCUGAAGGAAACCAUGAGGAUCAUGGGAUUGGACAACGGGAUCCUGUGGCUCAGCUGGUUCCUCAGCAGCCUGAUCCCGCUGCUGGUCAGCGCCGCGCUGCUGGUGCUGGUGCUCAAGAUGGGGAACCUGCUUCCCUACAGCGACCCCGGCGUGGUUUUCCUGUUCCUGGCGUCGUACGCCGUCGUCACCAUCAUGCAGUGUUUCCUGCUCAGCACGGCCUUCUCGCGCGCUAACCUAGCGGCGGCGUGCGGCGGCAUCAUCUACUUCACGCUCUACCUGCCCUACGUGCUCUGUGUGGCCUGGACGGAUUACAUCGGUUACGGAGCCAAGGUGUUCGCGAGCCUGCUGUCCCCCGUGGCGUUCGGGUUCGGGUGCGAGUACUUCUCCCUGUUCGAGGAGCAGGGCGUGGGGAUCCAGUGGUCCAACCUGGUGUCCAGCCCGGUCCAGGAGGACGACUUCAGUCUCCGCUCCGCUAUCGUGCUGAUGUACGUGGACUCGGUCCUGUACGGAGUCCUGACCUGGUACCUGGAGGCCGUGUUCCCCGGUCAGUACGGGAUCCCGCGGCCCUGGUACUUCCUGUUCACCAAGUCCUACUGGACCGGAGAGAAGGACGGAUCCGGGAAAGUCCCGCUGAGGAGAGGAACCACGUCAGAGGUCCUGAUGGAGGAGGAGCCGGCCCACCUGGACCCGGGCGUUUACAUCCAGGACCUGGUCAAGGUUUACCGACACGGCAGGAAGUUAGCGGUGGACGGACUGACGCUCGGAUUCUACGAGGGACAGAUCACGUCCUUCCUGGGACACAACGGGGCCGGCAAGACCACCACCAUGUCCAUCCUAACGGGUCUCCUCCCCCCGACCUCCGGAACCGCCUUCAUCCUGGGCCGAGACAUCCGGACUGAACUCAGCGCCGUCAGACAAAGUCUGGGAGUCUGUCCCCAACACAACGUCCUGUUCAGCAUGCUGACGGUGGAGGAGCACAUCUGGUUCUACGGGCGUCUGAAGGGUUUGUCGGAGUCGCAGGUCCAGGCGGAGAUCCGGGUGAUCCUGCGCGACACCGGCCUCCCGCACAAGCGCGGCUGCCGGACCAGCUUCCUGUCGGGGGGGAUGCAGCGCAAGCUAUCGGUGGCGCUAGCCUUCGUGGGCGGAGCCAAGGUGGUGAUUCUGGACGAGCCCACGGCCGGGGUCGACCCGUACGCUAGGAGAGGAAUCUGGGACCUGCUGCUCAAGUACCGCCAAGGCCGGACCAUCAUCCUGUCCACGCACCACAUGGACGAGGCCGACAUCCUGGGCGACCGCAUCGCCAUCAUCUCCCACGGGAAGCUUUGCUGCGUCGGCUCCUCGCUGUUCCUGAAGACCCAGCUGGGAACCGGCUACUACCUGACGCUCGUCAAGAAGGACCCGGAGCCCUCGCUGGGGUCGCGCAGGAACUCCGCUAGCACCAUCUCCUUCAAGAAGGAGGACGAGCGGACGUCCGUCAGCAGCAGCGACGCCGGUUUGGGCAGCGAACAUGAAAGUGAAGCGUUUCCAACCGAGACCGGAGCAGGCUCCGCCUCCCCGGGUGCAGGCCCCGCCCCCUCCUGUGGCCCCGCCCCCUCCCUCCCCUGUGACUCCGCCCAGGUGUCGGCGGUGAUCCUGCGUCACGUCCCGGCGGCGCGGCUGGUGGAGGAUCAGGGCCACGAGCUAACGUACGUGCUGCCGUACGGCGCCGCUAAAGACGGAGCCUUCGUGGAACUUUUCCAGGAUCUGGACCUGAAGCUGCUGGAGCUCGGAGUCUCCAGCUACGGAGUCUCCGACACCUCGCUGGAGGAGAUCUUCCUGAAAGUUGCCGAGGACAACGGAGUCGACACCGAAGUUCCCUCAGACGGGACACUUCCUGUCCCGCGGCGGCGCAGGACUCACGCCUUCGGGGGCGGAGACGCCCAGAGCUGCCUGAGGCCGCUGACGGAGGACGAGGCUAACGACUCGGACGGGGAUCCAGACCUGCGGGAGGCGGAGCUCCUCACCUCCACAGGUAAAGGCUCCCACCAGGUGAGUGGGUGGAGCCUGCGGCGGCAGCAGUUCGUGGCUCUGAUGUGGAAGCGUUUCCUGUACGCGCGGCGCUCGCGCAAGGGCUUCUUCGCCCAGAUCGUGCUGCCGGCCGUCUUCAUCUGCAUCGCGCUCGUCUUCAGCCUCAUCGUUCCGCCGUUCGGGAAAUACCCGGAUCUGGAGCUGCAGCCGUGGAUGUACCAGGACCAGGUCACCUUCUUCAGUGACGACGCCCCCGGAGACGCCACGGUGCAGCGGCUGCUGGACGCCCUGCUGGACCCGCCAGGACUGGGGACCCGCUGCAUGGACGGACACCAGAUCCCGGAGGCCCCCUGCACCAUGGGGGACGAGGACUGGCUCCACCCCCCCGUCCCGGAGGACGUGGCCGCCCUGUUCCGCUCCGGGAACUGGACCAUGGAGAACCCGUCCCCCGCCUGUUUCUGCACCUGCAACGGCCGGAAGAGGAUGCUGCCGGAGUGUCCGGCGGGGGCCGGGGGCCCGCCCCCCCCCGAGAUGAAGCUCAGUUCCUCCGAUACGCUGCAGAACUUGACGGGGAGAAACAUCUCGGACUACCUGGUGAAGACGUACGCAGAAAUCAUCGGGAAGAGCCUGAAGAACAAGGUCUGGGUGAACGAGUUCAGGUACGGAGGAUUCUCAUUGGGCGCCAGGAGUUCUCAGGUUCUCCCUCCGGCCAACGAGGUGGACGACGCCAUCGAGAGAAUCAGGAAGAUCUUUGAGCUGCAGAAGGGAAACGCCGCUGACCGGUUCCUGGACAACUUGUCUCGCUUCAUCAACGGCCUGGACACCAAGAACAACGUGAAGAUCUGGUUCAACAACAAGGGCUGGCACAGCGUGUCGUCGUUCACCAACGUGAUGAGCAACGGCAUCCUGAGAGCCAACCUGCCGCCGGGCCUGGACCCCAACCAGUACGGCAUCAGCGCUGUCAAUCACCCGCUCAACCUGACCAAGGAGCAGCUGUCGCAGGUGGCCCUGGUCACGACCUCGGUGGACGUGCUCGUCUCCAUCUGCGUGAUCUUCGCCAUGUCCUUCGUCCCCGCCAGCUUCGUGGUUUUCCUGAUCCAGGAGAGACGGAGCAAAGCCAAGCACAUGCACUUCAUCAGCGGAGUGCAGCCGCUGCUGUACUGGGGGGCCAACUUCUGCUGGGACAUGUGUAACUACUUUGUCCCGGCGACGCUCGUCAUCCUCAUCUUCAUCUGCUUCCAACAAAAGGCCUACGUUUCCUCCACCAACCUGCCGGCGCUGGCGCUGCUGCUGCUGCUCUACGGGUGGUCCAUCACCCCCCUCAUGUACCCGGCCUCCUUCCUGUUCUCCGUCCCGUCUACGGCCUACGUGGUUCUGACCAGCGUCAACAUCCUGAUCGGGAUCAACGGGAGUAUUUCCACGUUUGUGAUGGAGCUGUUCGGGGGGAACGAGAUCGGUGGUAUUAACGAUAUUCUGAAGAACGUGCUGCUAAUCUUCCCUCACUUCUGUCUGGGCCGAGGAUUAAUAGACAUGGUGAAGAACCAGGCCAUGUCCGACGCCCUGGAACGCUUUGGGGAGAGCCGGUUCCGGUCCCCGCUCCACUGGGACAUGGUGGGGAAGAACUUGUUCUUCAUGGCUCUGGAAGGAAUCGUCUUCUUCAUCAUCACCGUCCUGAUCCAGUACCGGUUCUGCAUCCGGCCCAGGUCCGUCACCAAACCCACCAAACCUAAACCGUCGUUGGGGGACGAGGACGAGGACGUGGCCCGGGAGAGACAGAGGAUCGUCCACGGACUCGGGAGAGGAGACAUCCUGGAGCUGAGGGGGCUGACCAAGGUGUUCCAGAGGAAGCAGAAACCGGCCGUGGACCAGCUCUGUGUGGGGAUCCCCCCUGGAGAGUGCUUCGGGCUCCUCGGCGUCAACGGCGCCGGAAAGACGACGACCUUCAAGAUGCUAACGGGAGACACGCUAGUGACUAGCGGAGAGGCCUUCCUGGCCGGGAAGAGCAUCCUCCGGGAGAUGGACCAGGUCCACCAGAACAUGGGCUACUGUCCUCAGUUUGACGCCGUCAACGAGCUGCUGACGGGGAGAGAACACCUGGAGCUGUACGCGGUCCUGAGGGGAGUCCCCGAGGGGGAGGUCUGUGACGUGGCGGAGUGGGGCAUCAGGAAACUGAGUUUACUAAAAUACGCGGAUAAACGAGCAGGAAGUUACAGCGGAGGAAACCUGAGGAAACUGUCCACGGCCCUGGCCCUGAUGGGAGCUCCGCCCGUCGUCUUCCUGGAUGAACCCACCACGGGGAUGGAUCCCAAAGCUCGUCGGUCUCUCUGGAACUGCAUCCACAGCGUCAUCAAGGAGGGAAGAUCCGUGGUGCUGACAUCACACAGCAUGGAGGAGUGUGAGGCUCUCUGCACCCGUAUGGCCAUCAUGGUGAACGGAAGAUUCCGCUGUCUCGGCAGCGUCCAGCACCUGAAGAGCAGGUUCGGCGACGGCUACACCAUCGUGCUGCGCGUGGCCGGUCCAGAGCCGGGCUCGGACCCGGACCUGGUCCCGGUCCAGAAGUUCAUCGAGAGCCGGCUCAGCGGAGCCGUCCUGAAGGAGAAGCACCGGAACCUCCUGCAGUACCAGCUGCCGUCGGCCCGGCCCGGCCUCACCCACAUCUUCUCCACGCUGGCCCGGAACAAGGAGCUGCUGAAGAUAGAGGACUACUCGGUCACGCAGACCACGCUGGACCAGGUGUUCGUGAACUUUGCGAAGGACCAGAGCGACGACUACGUCUCCAAGGACGCUAGCGUGCGGCGGAAGGACGUUAGCGUGCGGCGGAAGGACGUCGCCACCGUGGACAUGGCGGCGCUAGGCUCCGCCCACGGGGGCGGGGCCUGCGGGGGCGGAGCCUGCGGGGGCGGAGCCAGCGAGAGCGUCAUGUGACCACGCCCCCCCGCUGUGACUGUAGACCCGACCGCGGGGGGCGGAGCCUCCAACGCCGUCGCCAUGGCGCCCUGACGCCACUGAUGCCAGUCAAUGCAACGCUUCCCCCGGGCUAGCGGCUAGCGGCUAACCGCUACCCUCCACCUGCUAGCGUUCCGCCGCUCCUCCUGAUUGAGGCGCCGGAACCGUGAAGAGUCCAAUCAUUUCAAAUCGGCCAAUCAGAGCCUGUGAUUGCUUCAACUGCCACUUCCUGUAUUUAAGUUAGCUGUUUUAUUGUGGCGGGGUUUCCGCCGUUUCCUGUUAGCUCAGCAGCCAAUCAGUGAUUUUUACCUUGUUUUUUAUAACGGAGCAGAGAAAUACCUCGUCAGCUACUGGAAACACUAAAGUAUUGAUUAUGUGAUUGAUCAGCACCGUGUUUGAUCCGCGGAGGUGAUUAUUGAUUAUUGAUCGGUGAUUAUUGAUUAUUGAUCGUUGAUCGGUGAUUAUUGAUCGUCAUGUUUACUGCUGUUACAGCUGAAUAAAGACCAAGUUAAU
Cololabis saira (Pacific saury) is the source of this 7798-nucleotide messenger RNA. Its product is annotated as phospholipid-transporting ATPase ABCA1-like. Gene Ontology annotation, molecular function: ATP binding; ATP hydrolysis activity; lipid carrier activity. Gene Ontology annotation, cellular component: membrane; intracellular membrane-bounded organelle. The transcript has 49 exons. The record is from RefSeq and is a predicted model, not a curated record. Gene Ontology annotation, biological process: transmembrane transport; lipid transport. The coding region runs from base 272 to 7264 and encodes 2330 amino acids. NCBI's taxonomy places the organism in Eukaryota, Metazoa, Chordata, Actinopteri, Beloniformes, Belonidae.